Coccinella septempunctata (seven-spotted ladybird) is the source of this 1275-nucleotide messenger RNA. Its product is annotated as alanyl-tRNA editing protein Aarsd1-B. The transcript is spliced from 7 exons. Gene Ontology annotation, biological process: alanyl-tRNA aminoacylation; regulation of translational fidelity. NCBI's taxonomy places the organism in Eukaryota, Metazoa, Arthropoda, Insecta, Coleoptera, Coccinellidae. Bases 1 to 1230 code for a protein of 409 amino acids. Gene Ontology annotation, molecular function: alanine-tRNA ligase activity; Ser-tRNA(Ala) deacylase activity; nucleic acid binding. The record is from RefSeq and is a predicted model, not a curated record.
AUGGUAUUCAAAUGCCAAGAGGACAGUUUUUUAAAAGAAUUUACUGCUAAAGUUAUAUCAUGCGAGGAAGUUUCAAAGAAUAUUAUAAUAAACGGCAAAAAGACUAAUUUCAAUGGGUUCGAGGUUGUUCUAGAAAAUACUAUUCUUUUUCCUGAAGGUGGUGGACAGCCCUCAGAUACAGGAUAUUUGAAUCAGAGCAAGGUCUGCUAUGUUGCUAGAAAAGGCGAUAUUGCAAUCCACUAUGUCGAUGAGCCAUUGAAGGUUGGCGAAAAUGUUACACAGAAGAUUGACUGGAAUAAGCGAGAAGAUCAUAUGCAACAGCACUCUGGGCAACACUUAAUUAGUGCCAUUUUCGAAAGAAAAUACGGAUUACAAACCGUUUCAUGGUGGUUAGGAGAGGAAACUUCCUAUAUUGAAUUAGAUACCCCUUCUGUGUCGGAUGAGCUGCUUAUUGCAGUUGAGAAUGAAGUUAACGAGCUCAUUCAGCAAGCAAGAAAAGUUGAUGUGAUUGUAUAUAAUAAAGAUACUCCUGCAGAGGUUUUGCAAGAGGCUAAAAGUAAUAGGGGGCUUCCAGACGACCACGUGGGAGAUAUCCGAGUGAUAAGUAUUGAUGGAAUAGAUAAUAACAUGUGCUGUGGAACUCAUGUUAAUAACUUAAGUCAAUUGCAAGCAAUAAAACUUCUCAACUCGGAAAAAAGUAAACGAUUAAAUAAAACGUUUGUUCAUUUUUUAUGUGGUAAAAGAGUCCUGAAAAGACUUGACGACUGUCUUAAAAGGGAGCAAAAAUUGACUGUGUUAUUGAAGAAUAACCCGGUACAACAUCCUGAACUAGUGGAGAAAUUACUAAAAAACAUAAAGAAUGUUUCGAAAAAUCUAUCCACUGUACUAAAAGAUUUAGCAAUACACGAGGUAAUGAAAUUAAAAAAUGCAGAUCCCACUCCUAAAUACUACAGUCUACAUCGUAAGGAAGCCGAGCCCGAUUUCAUGAACGUUUUCAUUCAAGAAUAUGGAAAAACUGAUGUGCUACUCUUCCUUUCUACUGGAGAAGAGAAAGGUGUUGGGAAUAUAGUUUUAUAUGGGCCAGAAGAUGACGUUCAAAAAUUGGGUCCCAGAAUUUGUUCGCUAAUGGAUGGUAAAGGAGCUGGCAAGGGAAACAAAUUUCAAGCAAAAGUGACCAAAAUGGAGAAUCGAUCUAAAGCCGAACAAGUUGUAAAGGAACAUUUUUCUUGAAAUGAAAUGUAGUUUCGCAGAGAAUUGUGCAAAAUAUUUAAAAUC